AUGGAACCCGAAUUCUCCAAUGGUACUCAAUUUCCAUCAAACUCAGUGCCGGAUUCGAUCUUGACAAUUCCUGUUCUGCCAGCAGGAUAUUCCCUUUUAUGGAUUCCAACAACUAGAAAGUACAAGGAUUUGCCUCUUUUUAGACCUAGAUCGGAAAAACACAAAUGUGCUGCAUAUGGUUUUGGAUAUGAUGAGCUCCAUGAUGAUUAUAAGAUAGUUCUUAUUUCUUAUAAUGAUAUUAUUCGCAGUUCAGAUGAUGUUAUGGUCAAAGUAUAUAGUCUAAAGAGUGAUUCUUGGACUAGUGUUGAUUAUUGUGAUGAGACAUUCUAUAGGAAAAAGUGUGCUGGUUAUUAUGAGUAUAGAUUAAAUUGUGGAGGUUUGUUUGUGGAUGGGAAGCUUCAUUGGGAUGCUUAUAUUUAUGAUCCUGAAUUUGAUCCAGUUGAGUAUUCAGGUAGGAACAUUAUUUCUUUUGAUUUAGCUAAUGAGAAAUGGGAAAAGGUGGGGAAGCCCUCCUAUGGAGAAGGAGAGACUGAAAUGUGUGUGGUAACGUUGGGAAGUGAUAUAUGUGUUUUUACUGAUUAUAAGACAACUCAUUUAGCUGCUUGGGUUAUGAAGGAGUAUGGUAAUAAAGAACCUUGGAUAAAGAUGUUUACCAUCACACAUCCAACUAAUCCAAACUGGUAUCCAACCUUUUUCGUGUCAAUUAAAGGUGAAAACUUGAUGGUGUUAAUAUGGAGUAACUUCCAUGAUAUACAUUUCCAAAGGUGA
Messenger RNA from Solanum stenotomum, 768 nucleotides. RefSeq names its product F-box/kelch-repeat protein At3g06240-like. The record is from RefSeq and is a predicted model, not a curated record. Lineage: Eukaryota; Viridiplantae; Streptophyta; Magnoliopsida; Solanales; Solanaceae. The transcript is spliced from 2 exons. Bases 1 to 768 code for a protein of 255 amino acids. Gene Ontology annotation, molecular function: protein binding.